Molecule: messenger RNA, 321 nt
Organism: Punctularia strigosozonata HHB-11173 SS5
Lineage: Eukaryota; Fungi; Basidiomycota; Agaricomycetes; Corticiales; Punctulariaceae
Product: acyl-CoA N-acyltransferase
Exons: 2
Coding region: 1-321 (106 amino acids)
Molecular function (GO): acyltransferase activity, transferring groups other than amino-acyl groups
Source: RefSeq, a predicted model, not a curated record
AUGGUUGGGCUAAGCUUGCGUUUCAAAAAAAACCGGGAGGCAACGUUGGAGAUCAAUCUUGUAGACAAGUGGCGGGGAAGGGGAUUUGGGACCGAGGUCAUGCUAUGGCUCGUGAGCUAUGCGUUCCAGCAGCUUGCGUUGCACAGACUGUCACUCGGGGUCUUGGCGGGGAAUUCGCCUGCGAUCGCGGUGUAUAAAAAGGUUGGCUUUGUCGAGGAGGGACGCUCGCGAAAGUCGAACUGGCAGGACGGAAAGUGGCAAGAUGUGGUGUAUAUGGGCCUAUUGGAGGAAGAGUGGCUGGCGAGCGCGCAGCAAGCGUGA